AUGACCUCCGAAGUGUCCUUACUGCAAAUGCCAGAUGUUGCACUAAAUGAGAUUGUCAAGAAGUGUGACUAUCAGUCUAUACAAUCCCUUCGUAAAGUGUGUCGUGAUCUCCGGAAUUUUAUUAAAGACGUCAAACCAGACUACCAAUUCACUAAUGUUUCUAUUGAGCUCGAUUCAUGUUUUCUAGAUUUGACUUUCAACGAAUCUGAUGAUGAAGGAAACGAAAUUACGAUUCGCUAUAGAAAACAUGGAUUGAAUUGCUAUGUGUCGCUGACGAAACCAAAUGGAAAGAAUUCUAAGCAUCUACUCAACACCAAUUUCAUAGACUGCUUCUCUACCGACUUUGCAAUCGCUAUGAGCUCACAAAAAUCAAUAAUUCAACAAUUUACUCUCUCUCACCCUGUUGACUUCUAUAUGAAAAGUCGUGCUGGAGACCUGUUGAAAAAACUAAAAUCAGAAAAUCUGCUUCUGAAAGUUCGAAAUGUUGUUUUAUCGACCAAUGGGACGUCAAUGAUUGCCAGGUUUCUACAAAUUCUUGACCCAAACUACCUGGAAACUAUCAAAAUUGGUGGUCGCACAAAUCAGAUGACAUCAACUGAAAUGAAUCAAAUCUGUAAGCUGGAACAAUUUAAAAAAGCAAAGGAACUGGAAAUCUCAACCUAUUAUAUCACUACCUCCGUCGAAUAUUUCAGUCAUUUUGAAAAUGUGACUCUUUGCUACAUAAGUGUCACCGAUGAAAUGUUCAGAUCAUUGAAACAGAUGUUCAUCACAUCUCCUAACCUCUCGUCUUUCUCAAUUCAAUUCUUGAGCUACUGUGAUCGAGAUUUGAUAUGUUGUUUUGGACCGCGUGAUAAACAACUGUCCACUCACGAUACUGAUAAAUGGGUUCUGAUGAUUCCAGGAAGUGAUGAUGUGAUUGUUGUGGAGAUGAAAUUGUCUCGUGUUCAGUUUGAGAGGAAGAAGAAUAAUUAA
This is a messenger RNA of Caenorhabditis remanei, 972 nucleotides long. RefSeq lists its product as uncharacterized. The transcript is spliced from 3 exons. Lineage: Eukaryota; Metazoa; Nematoda; Chromadorea; Rhabditida; Rhabditidae. The record is from RefSeq and is a predicted model, not a curated record. Gene Ontology annotation, biological process: innate immune response. Bases 1 to 972 code for a protein of 323 amino acids. Gene Ontology annotation, molecular function: protein binding.